CCACACCCACACAGACACCCACAUUCAGAAAAUUUCAUUUGCCAAGUGAGACAAGUAGAUUUUUGAAGCGUGUGAUAAGUAUAAUGCCAACAGUCAUACGAACACACUGGCUUAAUUUUUAGUAUGAUUAUGACUACAGGUGCCUUUUUAAUUAUUUUGAUUCGCUCCAUUUGCGCUCUUCUUUACAGAGAGAAACACUAUUUUAGACUAUCUAUUUCUUUGUCAAUGGUUGCCUUAUUCAAUCAAGACGAUCAGAAGAUCCGCUUUCGGUAUAAAUAGGGAUGCGCAGUGUCGGUGUAAAUACUGAAAAACUGAUCACUGAUCACAUCGUCGGUGCAGGUCGGUGGUCAGUACACCGACACUGCAUAUGCCUAGUUAUAAAUAAUCCUUCACUGCAGACUUUAUUUAAUCUGAUAUAUUUUACACCAUCAACUACUUAUUACACUCUAGCUGAUAUUUUUAACAUUCACUCAUAUAUUCUAUUGUUAUUAUUAGAAAAGAAAGAAAUGUUCGAUGACACGCAUAUCUACAUUCUCAUCUGACUGAACAGAAACAAAAAAUAUCACCAGUUUUGGAUGAACUCAGUUCAACGACGAUGCUGCCUGGGAAAUCAGUUUUUCAUUAAAAACAAAAAGUUCUUUUUAUUCAUUGAAUGAGACUAUACCUACUUAAACUGUAUAAUGUAUAUUUCUUUUCUCUUCUUUUCAUAUAAACAAAUAUUGCUGUCUCAUUUGAAGAACCCUAGAUAUAUGUAUAUAUGUAUCAUGUAGACUGUUUGAGUACAAUAAAUAUUAUCAGCUCACCGUCAUUAAGAACUGUAUGUAGCGAAAUUGUUCUGCUAAUUAUUUGCAUCGUUAUCUGUAGAAUUUUCUACAAUAAAUCAUUUUGAUUGACGGAAAAAAUAUGUUUUAAUUCUUUUUUUUUUUAUAUAUCUUAAUCUUUGUUUACCAUCUGUCCUAUUAUUCAUGAAAGUCCAGAUCUUCUUUGGCCAAAGGACACAUUCUAGACACUAUACGAAAACACAUAAAAUAGAGAACUAACUGGAAUAGAAGUAUUACAAGAAUUUCAUUAUUUGUAUUUUUCUUUUCUGUUUAUUUUUUUACAGAUAAUGAAUAUUUGGUAAUCUGCGGAAAUACAAGACAAAUGCUAUUACAUGAUUCAUAUUUUCUUUCUACAAAUGAAACAAUAAAUAAAACAUAUUAUGACACAAUAACAAUAGCUUAUUCACCGUUGUUUCAUUCAACGUUUACAUUAAUUAUCAGUAUAUUUGGUUUUUUCUUUAAUUUAAUAUGUUGCAUUAAAAUUUGGUUUAUUAUUUAUCAAUAUCGUAAAAGAACAUUGUAUAAUCGUCGACGACAACAACCAAUACAAGAACCGGGACAUACUUUAUCAGAUAAAAAAUAUCGCUUUCUUUUAAUUUUAACAAGUAAUGACAUUCUUCUAUGUUUUUCAUCAAUAAUAAGUUGUUUGGACGAAAAAUUUUUUUUCCAAUCAUUUCUUGCUCGUCAUCAUCUAUGUUCUGCUCAUAUUCUAAUAUGGAAAUUUACUCUUCAUUUUAUACCUUUAUUAAUUAUUGUUAUAUUAUGUCGUUAUCAUUAUAUUCUAACUAAAAGAUUUCAGGUUAAAUCAGCAGCGUUGUCAUCAUUUAAACAGCUAUUAUGUACGGAUUUAAGUAUUUUAAUACCGUUGGUACUUGCAUUAGCAUGGUCAGUAGAUGGCCUAUGGUUAUGGGGUGUUGCAAAUAUAAAAGAUUAUAUUAUGCAAGCAUCACCAACCAUUGGGAAUAUACGUCUAAAUUUAACUAAAGAAAUCACUAUGUCUUCUUCAAUAUAUGAUAGUGAUUUAAAUAUAACUUUAUCAGAUUUGAGUCUUUCAUUAUUAGAAUCAGAAAAACAACUUGAUCAUAAUCUGUAUUUGAGAGAACAAAUAUAUAUAUGUUAUCUGCAAACAAAUCAUAAUUUUCAAUUUACUGUACGACUCGUACACUUAAUACAAGCGGAUUUUCUUCUUCUGUUCAUCCUACACUUAUCUGCUCUUCUUCUCGAAAUAGUUUUAUAUAUUCGUCUAUGUUGCUGCAUGAUUACUAGAAAAGUCACAUCAAUAUAUGUUCAUGAACGGCAACUAUGUAUUUAUAUACUUUGCAUGUUUUCAACAGUAACAUUAACAUCUGUACCAUUUUAUUUUUAUCGUGUGAUUGAAAUCUUAUAUGAUAAUCAAUUCACAUUGACAAACAAUGAAAUUUUCAAUAGUCGUACAUUUGCUCAAAUAUUGCUAUUUGGUGCAUGCUUUAAACCAUUAUUAUUUUUUAUAUUAUUUUUUCCAUCAUCGAGUUUAUUUAAUUUAAAAUGUUAUUUAGUAUGUUAUUCACCAGCAAAAUUUCAAAUAAUUGAACAGUCUGAAGAAAUCUUACCACCAUUGAAUAAUCAAAGUCGUAUAAAAACACGGCAAAGCAUGGCGUCUGUUCAACAUCAUCGGUAUUCUUUAUGUUUACAAUCAUCCUAUUAUCCAAAGUCUCACGCGAGACCACGAACUCAUUCAAUUCCAACGUUACCAUCGGUUCGUUAUCGUCAAGAAUCUUUAGCAAAAGCUGAACAUUUCAAUAGUUGGUUGCGAUUAACGCAUUCAAUCAUAGAUAGUAGUUCGAAUGAAGCAUCAAACAUUAAAUACGUGUGA
Messenger RNA from Rotaria socialis, 2673 nucleotides. NCBI's taxonomy places the organism in Eukaryota, Metazoa, Rotifera, Eurotatoria, Philodinida, Philodinidae. The record is from the annotation of a GenBank genome assembly.